Saccoglossus kowalevskii is the source of this 2331-nucleotide messenger RNA. RefSeq names its product paxillin-like. NCBI's taxonomy places the organism in Eukaryota, Metazoa, Hemichordata, Enteropneusta, Harrimaniidae. The record is from RefSeq and is a predicted model, not a curated record.
ACCAAUCGUAGCCCAUAUUGGCAACAGCGUACCUGCCAUAAGUACAUGUUCUGCGUUAUACGGGGACUACUGCUUGUGAUUUUUAACACCAUUUGGGUCCUGCACUGAUAUCUAGCCAUCACCUAUAGAAAUGGAUGACUUGGAUGCAUUGUUAGCUGAUCUGCAGACAGCAACCUCACACCUGCAGCCCAAACAACCACCACCACCACUGCAGCAGCAAACACCGACUGUAGCCGAGUCAAUUCCUAGCAGUAGCUACCAAUCAAGACAUCCACCACAGCAACAGGUGACUACAACAGUAACAACUCAUUAUCAUAGCAACAACCAUUCACCAUCAUCCCCACCGUCAUCAUCGUUACCAUCAAACAUUUCAUCACAUAACGGAGCCACUCAGGUAUAUAAUCCAUCUCCUGGACAUCCUUCAUAUCAGGAUCAGCAUUACCAAACAGAGCAUUAUCAACAGCAUUAUCAGCAAGAACCUCAAUACCAGCCUAGUUAUCAACGUAACCAAGUAUAUCAAGAACCAAUAUAUCAACCAACUAAUCCUCAACCACCUACACCACAGCAUACUAGCACUCCUAAGCCAUCAACCAAUCCAAACUACCUACCCACGUCAUCACCUCAGCAUACUAGCACUCCUAAGCCAGGAGUUAAAUUGAACUACCAACCGUCACCGAGUAUGACAAGUUCAAUGAAUCAUAAUUUGUCUGAGUUGGAUAGCUUACUGGAAGACCUGCAAGCAGCUCAGUACACAUCACAGCUUCCUCAAGAUGAUAAUACAAAUUACUCGUACACAACAACAACUACUACUACUACUACAAAGAAGGCUCCACCAGUGGUAGCUCCUAAACCAAAGAAAUCCAAUGGUAAUCAACCAGUAUCACCUACAUCACCAACACAUGAUGUACUGGAUGCCGGCCAUGGAUCUUCUCCUGGCCAGCCAUAUGAUACAGGUAGAACAGUGGUUACAAUGACUCAGACCCACCACCAUCCAGUGCAACACCAGCAGUCACAACCUGUACAUGCACAACCUAUAGUACAGAAUCAAGCUCCACGUGCAAGUGCAUCCAAUGCAACCAAAGAAUUAGAUGAUUUAAUGGCUUCCCUGUCUGACUUUAAGAUGAGUUCAUCAUUACAAACAUCACCUCAGCAUAGUGUAGUCAGCCCCGAUUCCUCCUACGCUACACCACAAAAACAGUCAACUAAGUCACCAGCUGUAGCUACUGUACAACAAGUUGAACCUAGGGGAAGUCAGCUGGAUUCCAUGCUUGGACAUUUACAGACUGAUAUGAACAGACAUGGUGUUCAGACUGUGCCAAAGGGACACUGUGCUGCCUGCAACAAGCCUAUUGUUGGACAGCUUGUCACUGCACUUGGUAAAACCUGGCAUCCAGAACACUUUACUUGUUCUCACUGUCAGACUGAAUUAGGAACUCAGAACUUUUUUGAGAGGGAUGGCCAACCAUUCUGUGAUAAGGAUUAUCACAAUCUGUUCUCUCCACGCUGUGCAUAUUGCCAUGGACCCAUCCUUGAAAAAUGUGUAACUGCUUUGGACAAAACUUGGCAUCCAGAGCAUUUUUUCUGUGCACAGUGUGGUCGCCACUUUGCUGACGAAGGCUUUCACGAGAAGGAUGGUAAAGCAUUCUGCCGUGAUGAUUACUUUGAUAUGUUUGCACCAAAAUGCGCUGGAUGUAAUCGAGCCAUCAUGGAAAAUUAUAUCUCUGCUUUGAAUGUUCAAUGGCAUCCUGAAUGUUUUGUCUGCACGGAAUGUCGUACUCCAUUCAACGGAGGUAGCUUCUUUGACCAUGAGGGUCAUCCCUAUUGUGAAAUCCACUACCAUGCCAUACGUGGGUCGCUGUGUUCUGGUUGUAAUAAACCAAUCACAGGUCGUUGCAUCACUGCUAUGCAGAAGAAAUUCCAUCCUGAGCAUUUUGUGUGUGCAUUUUGUCUAAAACAGCUGAAUAAAGGUACUUUUAAGGAACAGAAUGACAAACCAUAUUGCCAUCCUUGCUUUGUCAAGCUAUUUGGCUAAACUUCAAUCUUUACCACUAGAGGGCGCUGUAAACAUAGUACUUGUGUCAAGGAAACAUUAAAGGGGAAGUCGUGGCAAACAACAUAAUGUAAGAGCUCUACAAAUGUAAGAGAAUGCAAUUUGCAUUUUCUUACGUUUUCCAAGCUCUUUCAUCUGGGAGUAUUAUUUUGUUAGCCUUGACUUUUUCUUUAAGUAGCAUCUAACACCACCAAAAAAUUAACACCUUGUUUAUAGAUGGUCAAUAGAAUAAUUUUUUUUUUUAAAUAAGGGAUUUUUUUUUUAGAUCUCAAAAUCUCUUA